Messenger RNA from Brassica oleracea var. oleracea, 588 nucleotides. RefSeq lists its product as uncharacterized. The record is from RefSeq and is a predicted model, not a curated record. The transcript has 2 exons. NCBI's taxonomy places the organism in Eukaryota, Viridiplantae, Streptophyta, Magnoliopsida, Brassicales, Brassicaceae. The coding region runs from base 1 to 588 and encodes 195 amino acids.
AUGGGGAAAUUGUUGGCUGUUGCGGGAGAGGUUGGCACCUACUAUCUCGGGGUUUCUCGUUCUGCGAGAGAGUGUGUCCCUCGGGAUGAGUAUGGUUGUGAUACAGUACUAUGGAAGCACUCGGAGGACAACUAUAAGACUCAUUUCUCAUCGAGCAAAACAUGGGAUCAAGUCCGAGAGAGAAGGGAUAAAGUGGGAUGGAGUAAGAGUGUGUGGUUUCCUCAGGAAGUCCCUAGAUACUCUUUCAUAGUCUGGCUGGCGGUAAAGAAUAGACUAUCAACGGGGGAUCGUAUGAGAGCUUGGGGUAUUCAGCAAGGGUGUGUGAUGUGUGGAGAGAGGGACGAGACUAGAGACCAUAUCUUCUUUGCUUGUCCUUACGCUUUCACCGUGUGGGAUAAGCUAGCAGGUCGAUUAUGUGACGGUAAUAUCGACCCUGAUUGUUCUAUCACCCUGCAAUUUGUCACCAGUAAUACCCUUAGGAUCAUGGACAAGAUUCUUAUCAAAAUGGUGUUUCAGACUUGCAUCUAUUAUCUGUGGAAGGAGAGAAAUGACCGACGCCAUCAGAAAGGUUUCUGCAGUGUGGAUUAA